AUGCCACCAGGAGACAACCACGGUGGCGUCCACCAUCAUCAAGGCCUCGAACAAGGCGACAAUGAUAUACAAGACGUCCGGGAGGACCACAAGUUAGCUUCAGUCAGUCAGCUCAGAACGGAGGGUAUACCUACACCACCACUGAAGCACGAGAAAGAGGAACACCAUCAUCUUGACGGCAACCCGUUCAAUCAUUUCUAUAGUGUACUUAUAACUGAUAAAUACAACUAA
This is a messenger RNA of Cinara cedri, 231 nucleotides long. The record is from the annotation of a GenBank genome assembly. NCBI's taxonomy places the organism in Eukaryota, Metazoa, Arthropoda, Insecta, Hemiptera, Aphididae.